AUGUCUUACCAAUUGCUCUACCAUGCCAGGAAGGCCGCUGCCACCUGGUCGAACAUUUGGUCUCAUGUCUUUGGGAGGACCGAUCCCCUCAGCUCCAUUCUGUACGCAACCUGUCUUCGGCGCACAAAGGCACAGCAUGAGAUUACGCAAGCCGAACAAAAGACAGUUGCUGCAGCAGUUGAGGUCAUUGUCAAUUGGUUCAUCCACUUCUUCACGGGGGAGCUGCUGGCGCGAAACGGCACGAUGCGAUCGACAAUCUUGUCGCAAGUCCCUGCUACGGCCCCGGACGCAGCGGAUUAUCUACAGCGAGACGGACUAGAGCUUUUGGUGGUGGACCUGAUAUUUGACAGGGCGGUAAAGACCGACGAAUGGGUGGGAAAUGGACAAAUUCUGGAAGAAUGUGGCCCGGAACUUCGCGCUCUGCCCGAAUGUCAGAAUGACUCGCAAUACAUGCACCUCCUCCGGAGGUACUUGCAGUAUAUUCGGACAAUCGAACGAAUUCGUUGGGACUAG
This is a messenger RNA of Akanthomyces muscarius, 513 nucleotides long. RefSeq lists its product as uncharacterized. The transcript has a single exon. The record is from RefSeq and is a predicted model, not a curated record. The coding region runs from base 1 to 513 and encodes 170 amino acids. NCBI's taxonomy places the organism in Eukaryota, Fungi, Ascomycota, Sordariomycetes, Hypocreales, Cordycipitaceae.